Messenger RNA from Diversispora eburnea, 178 nucleotides. Lineage: Eukaryota; Fungi; Glomeromycota; Glomeromycetes; Diversisporales; Diversisporaceae. The record is from the annotation of a GenBank genome assembly.
UUUUGUCAGUGUUCCUGCCAGUGUUCUUGACAAUGUUUCUGCCAAUAUUCUUGACAGUAAUCUUGACACUGAUCUUGACAUUAAUUUUGACAAUAUCUUUGACAGUAAUCUUGACACUGAUCUUGACAUUAAUUUUGACAAUAUCUUUGACAGUGUAACAGAUCGUUACAUUGAUUGA